Messenger RNA from Pneumocystis carinii B80, 454 nucleotides. Its product is annotated as Grx4 family monothiol glutaredoxin. Gene Ontology annotation, molecular function: disulfide oxidoreductase activity. The coding region runs from base 47 to 421 and encodes 124 amino acids. The transcript has 6 exons. The record is from RefSeq and is a predicted model, not a curated record. Lineage: Eukaryota; Fungi; Ascomycota; Pneumocystomycetes; Pneumocystales; Pneumocystaceae.
AAAACGAAGAAUUUACCCUUUAAAUAGACUUAAAACGGGUAUAUUUAUGGGGGGUACGUUUUUUUCCCGUGAAAUUUGCCACAAAACUCGUGCUAAUAUCCAAAAUCUUAUAAAAGCAUCUCCAGUAGUUCUUUUUAUGAAGGGAACACCAGAAAAACCUUUAUGCGGCUUUUCAAGCGCUGCAAUCCAUAUAUUAAACCUUUUUUCAAUCAAUCCUACUAAGUUUAUAACAUAUAAUGUAUUAGAAGAUGAUAAAAUGAGACAAGGAAUUAAAGAAUAUAGUAAUUGGCCAACAAUACCACAACUUUAUAUUGAUAAUGAGUUUAUUGGAGGAUGUGAUAUUCUCCUUGAGAUAUAUAAAAAUGGGGAGUUAGAAAGACUUCUUAAUAAAGCAGGUGUUUUAAAACCGGAUAAUUUGUAAUUUUAUGAAUAUAACGAAGAAUUCUACAAUUGA